Molecule: messenger RNA, 1012 nt
Organism: Blepharisma stoltei
Lineage: Eukaryota; Ciliophora; Heterotrichea; Heterotrichida; Blepharismidae
Source: the annotation of a GenBank genome assembly
AUGGAUCACAAAAAAGGGGUUUAUUUGCUUACCCUAUGCGUUUUCAUCCUUUCUUACGAUGCUCUCCUUAUUGCUUAUCUCUUUUAUACUAAAUUCAACGAAACAAUUAUCCAGAUUUUUGGAUUUUUAUUUUUCCUGUUAAGCCUCCUGAUAAACCCUAUAAUCCUAGUAAUCUUUGCCAAGCAAACAACACAGCUUUCAGUAUGUCGCUUUAACGCAAGGCUCAUUAUUUUUGUCCCAGCAGCAAUUUUUUUGGCAAACACAUUUUUAGUCUUCAUCCCUGCAAUUCUAAAAAAAUUAAUGCGUGUUGUGGGUGUUACUGAUACCAGAAUAAUUGCUUAUACAGCAGCUGUUAUAUUUAUUGGAAAAAUAGCUACUACUGGAUUAUUAGAUUAUUCUUUUCCAAUAUGUCUUGCUCAUAUUGUAUAUAUAUUAUAGUUAGAUUUGUGAGACUUAACUAAGACGAAAAUUUUAUUUUGUCAAACUCUUAUUAUUGGGAACAACAUUGCUUCAGCUGAUUCAUUAGAAUAUUUUGAUUUUGCAUUUAUAGCUGGAGAUAUAUUGGUCACUCUCCUUCUCUGCAUUUUUGUAUGCUGCUUUGGCAAGGAUUCCAUAAAAUCUUGUAUGGGACGCUAUUUCUCAUCUCUAGACUUAGAACAAUCACUAUUAUACUUAUUUACAAAGGAUAGCACACUAAGGAGCAUUUUUUGGUUGGCCGGACAAUAGCUGGCUUGCCAAAUUCAUUGGCAUGACAUAUUUUCUGGCUAACCAAAUUUAAGAAUGGAGAACCAAAAAAUGCUCCUUGGGCUCUUGGCAAAUAGGUAUAGAACCUAUUGAAGUUCAGUUUUCUGAUAAAAUCAAGCAGGAAUCUUGUGCUAUUUGCUUAGAACGCUUCACUUAUGGUGAAAUUCUCUCAAAUCUACCCACUUGUGAGCAUUCUUUUCACAAAAAUUGCUUAAAUCGGUGGAUGGAAUAUAAGAAGGCAUGUCCUCUUUGCAGAAGUGAAGGGUAA